Molecule: messenger RNA, 8257 nt
Organism: Acanthopagrus latus (yellowfin seabream)
Lineage: Eukaryota; Metazoa; Chordata; Actinopteri; Spariformes; Sparidae
Gene: kmt5c
Product: lysine methyltransferase 5C
Exons: 9
Coding region: 380-6691 (2103 amino acids)
Cellular component (GO): nucleus
Molecular function (GO): protein binding; histone H4K20 methyltransferase activity
Source: RefSeq, a predicted model, not a curated record
UUGCACUGGACAGUGCCCAUCAACUUUUGCUACUAGAUGAACGUUGUGCAAAGCUAGCUAGCAAGCUACAUAACAUAUAGGCCUACAAUUUCAGCUAAUUUGUCGUCGUGCAUGGUGCAUGUCUGUUUUUGUAAUUUAGUCUCGGAUUUUCAGUCAUCAACAAUUCAACAAUUUCUAGAAGUGACGAGGAGACUCCAUUUUCGUACGCGCCCGGGGUCCCCAGCAAGACGGCGGAAAGCUAGCUGGUUAUGUUGCUAGGCUAACUUUCCCUGCCAGGCGAACGGGAGCCAGAGCAAGCGAGUAGCUUGCGAUAAAUUGUCUAUCCGACGAGACUUUCGUUGACUACUAAAGACUCCCAGCAUGCUGAUGGUGGGAGGCAAUGGACGGAUGCACUAGAAUGAGUGUGAAGGAGCUGUGUGAGACCGAUGACCUGGCCACCGGUUUGGUGCUGGACCCUCUUCUGGGUUUCAGCACACAUAAAAUGAAUAUCAGUCCCCCACCAGAGAUCCGGCGAUGGGGUAAUCUCAAAGAGACCCUGUUGCGCUUUCAGCGUACGCAUGACUUCAAUGCUACGUUUGAGGCGCUGACAGUCGGUGAACCGGCUGGCGACUACUUCAAUGCUUUGGGAAGCCAUCGUCAGGAACUGCUGAGGCAACAUGUGUAUCGCUACCUCAGUGCCUUCCUGUUGGAUAGUGGUAUCAAGAUAGAGUCCUGCGACAGAUACUCAUCAGAGACCAAUGGAGCAAAGAUAACCUCAACAAGGCACUGGUUUGCAGGAGAGCGGGUGGAGGUCCUGCUGGGCUGCAUAGCAGAACUGAGCCCCGCUGACAGUGCUGUCCUGAGGGCAGGAGUCAACGACUUCAGUGUGAUGUAUUCCACGCGCAAACGCUGCGCUCAGCUCUGGCUCGGGCCUGCAGCUUUUAUUAACCACGACUGCAAGCCAAACUGCAAGUUUCUCCCUGGUGAGAAGAAUAUCGCUUGUGUUGAAGUGAUUCGACCCAUCUCACCUGGGGAGGAGAUCACCUGUUACUAUGGUGCCAGCUUUUUUGGGGAAGGCAAUGAAAUGUGUGAAUGCUGCACCUGUGAAAGGAACGGCGAGGGGCACUUCAAACAUCGAGGGAAGCAGCCUGAAUGUGAAGAAACAAAGGACCCUGUGGGCCAAAAGUACAGACUGAGAGAGAGAUAUCUUCGUCAUCACAGAGAGAAGAGUCACUUUCCUGCAAGGCCGAUAAUACCAGGAUUACACUCAGGUAUCUUUAAAGCCAUCCCUUCAAGGAAUUCCUUUACCCAGCAGAUGAGGAGAAAUGCCUUGAAGAACAGAAAAUUUUGUCAAACAAAAAAGUGGAGACGAGAGAAGCACAGACUAUCAGGAAAGCACCCAUUGAAUUCCUCUACAGUCAAACAGUGGAGGACGAUUCCUCAUUUAUCCCAAGUUACUCUGAAGGACCUUACAAUCAAAGUACGACGCCACUCAGUGGAAUUCUUACUCAAUUGUAAGGAUCCAAAAAGCAAAGAAAGAGCCUUACUUCAGCAACUGGAGGAAGUGAAGCUGAAGGGUAACGAGUUGAGUGAACUAAAUUCGACUGGUGAAGAAAAUAGCAAAAGUGAGGUAAACUUGAAGCCUUUCACUCUAAAUUCCUCCAUGUCUGCCCAUCAGAAAAGUAGACCUGCAGCAAGAAGCGCAGGCGUUAACGGAAAGUCUGUUAAAGUUGUAGAUAAGCUGGCAGUUCCGAGGAGGACCUCUUCGAGAGAAAGAAACAUGGUUAAAACCCCAAUCACACAUCAAACAGGGUCCAGUAAAACAGUCAACACUACAACUGUUUGUCAGCCUGUUGAAAUUGACAAUAACUGCAAUGCAUUAAAAAACGAGACGAUUAAGAAAGCUACAGCAGAGACGAAUAAGAAGGCAACAGCAGACAGCAAAAACAAGUGCAGCAAGGACACAACUCAGAAUCUAGCUGCUGAACAAACCAACAAGUGCAGCAGCGUUGAAUCCAGCAGCACCAACACGGCUCACAAUCAAGCAGCGGAACCGUCGGAGCUAAAGCCCACCGGAGCUUCAUCCCUGUUAGAAGUUUGUCAGAGUGUCACGGAUAUAUUGCAGAAAGCUGGGGACAGUGGACUCAUAUCACUGAAGCAAUACCUUACAGUCAGCCUAACAAGGUUAUCAGUGCCGCAAAGCAUAGAAGCAGAAAAGGCCUCUCAAUACAAGAAAGGAAGUGUGGUGCUAAAAGGAAGGAGCAGGCAGGUGCAUAGACCAGCGCCUCUGAGAGUACAGGCAGAAAGGAGAGUGUCCAGAUCGCAGCAGAAGCAGGGAGGCAGUUCAGAGACCGGUACAGCUGAAGGUAACAGAGGGGUGAGGGAGAUGUUUUUCAAGGCUGUAGAUAAAGUAAAUGUAAGGAAGCGACAAGCAAGUGAAUCUGUUGGUGAUUUCUCCCACAGGGAGAAGGGGGCGACUGACAAGGUUAUCGAAAUACAAACUUUGUCAGAAGGAAAAGAUGAUUUACAAGAGGAGCAGCAGGACAUUGUAAAAGGCAAAAUUGAAGGGCUGGAAGAAAAGAGAAAUGCAGCAGUUAAAGUUGUGGAAUGUAAAGGUAACAAAGCCCUAGAAGAGUCUGAAUGUAAAGAAAUGUCCAGUGAAAAACCCAGAGGGCAAAAUGAUAAGCAGGGUGCUAGAAAUGAAGUCAAAGAAGCAUGUAAGGAAGAGGGAGUUGAUAGGCUAUCAGAGCAGAAAGCAAGGUGUGUGAUUAAACAGCAUGUGUGUAGGCAUGAAGAAGAUAUCGUCAUAAAGCAGGCGAAGGUUCUGCUAUCUGAUAUUUUAAGAAAAGAUAAAUCCCUAAUAGAUGAAAGAUUACAUGCAGAUAUUGUAGGAAGAGGGGUUUCUACCUUGGCCUCCAAAGAAAUACAGACUGCCGAGGAGGAAGAAGAAGAGACUGAAAUAAAUGGAGGCAGGUACCAGUGUUCGGUGCAGAGGAGGAUUAUGAGACGACGAAAGAUGAGGCCAAGAGCAGCGAAAACGAAAGCAGAAGGUAAGCAAAGCACCAAGGGACACUUGAGCAAAGACGAUACAGCUCCAGCAAAGACGGAGCUGAGUAAGGACACUUCGCAGCUUCAGUCACCACAGGGACAUAUUAACCCACUGGCUACCUGCUUCAACCCACUACCUCAUAAGACACAAAUUUCAGAAAAAGCCACAACUAAUCUGUAUUCAGAAUCCACUCCGCAGGCACACAUACAGUCCAACAUACCUCUGAAGAAACGUACGUUUCGCAGUUCUGUGGAAAUAGACUCUGAUCAAGUUCUGAAUUCUGCUUCAGAUCAAGCUCCUAAAGAACUCAUUGAAUUAAAUUCAUCGGCAGAGCUGAGGCAGGGUCUUGGUACGUGUUCAGAGGACAGUAGCGAAGUGAAAAAAGAUGUUAAUGGUAGAGUGAGGAGAACAGAAAUCCAGAGGUUAACCCCCAAAAGGAUCACAACUUUUAACCGAGUGCUUCGGUCCCGAGCUAAUGAAGUUCAAGGAGGCCAUUUAUUGAGGAAAGUUCAAAAGAGUAAAUUAGUGAGUAAACAGGAUGAUAUCGUCAAUACUGAGACACUAGAGUGUGAUAAACCUCCAGAGGACAAACGAGACGAAGAUCCUGCUGAAAUCCGAGAGCAGUGUGGUCGAAGUGCAAGUCCAAAUGAAUCUCAAACAGAUGAUGAGGUGGAAAGCUUAAUCCAGCAAAGUGUUUUGGAGGACACUAAGCCUGAAACUGAUUUUAAGAUUCGUUUUAAGAGGAGGAGAGGGAGAGUGUGGGAGAUGCAAAGAGCAGGACUUGAAGAUAUAGCAUUAAAGAUAGAAAAGGGAGAUGAGUUGGUGGCAUGUGAUCCUUUUAAAGCCAUCAUGGAUUCUGUAUCAGUUUUAAAUAUGGAGAUGGAGGCAGCCCAGGCUCAUGUGCAUGCUAGUAGGAAGUCAAAGAACAGGUUGCAUCGUUUGAAAAGAAGAGGUGAGAGGCUUUGUGGCUCCAGGCAUGUCAACGAUGGAAAGUCAGGAAAUGAACCUCAUAUUGUAUCUGGAGCCAGUGAAACAGCUGAUGACAAAGUAGAAAUGAAAGAAAAGCUUGAUGGAGACCUUGAGGAUGGAGUCAAGCUGCUGGCUGAAAAAAUCGAGAGUCAUAGAAAUGAUGGUGACGUGUUGUCAGCUGUAGGGCAAGAAACCAAAAUUGAAGAUCGUUUAAAGACUUGCUGCUUGUUUGAAAGUGGGUCACAACAGAAACUGCAGCCUGAAUAUGAUUCAAAUGGUCUUCCAUUACCUGUCCUUAAACUACGCAGAAAGGUUGAGGAUAUUUGGGAGGUGGACAGCAAAGAGGAGCUCAGAGAAGUGGAAUUUAAGAUUGAGCCUGAUGUUAAAAAAGAGAUGAAGGGUCACAUUUUUGCAAAACAAACAAAAGGAUGUCUUGAUUUCAGCAAGCUGAAAGAAGAGUGCCCAUCUUCGCUGAGAGUGAACCGCAACUCAGCCCUCCUGAAAGCAGAACCGCCUCCAUUUUCCUUAUCUCUGUCACCACUGUCUCUGUCUUCCCCUCUUAAUGACAAUAAAACUGAAGCGAUAUCUUCAGCUGCACAUACAGUCAUUGAAAGGCCAGAGAUGAACAGCGGAGGAAGGAAACCGAGGCACAAAAUGGAGAGACCGCGCAAGUGUGGGCCUGUAGAAACACCCACCACUUGUCUUAGUCACACUCUCCAACAAAUUGACAACAGUCUCUCGAAGCUCUCCGAGGGCUUGUGCUCAUCUCAGACUUUGGAAAAGCCAACAGCUUGCUCGGGUGCUUCUAAUUCUGUCAUCCAGCCUCCGUCCCAGUCUCCUCCAUUCACAACAGCAGAUAACAUGCUGUCCGGUGAGCCUAGCUUCACAAACUGCUGCGAUGAUAUUCUGGACUUUCAGUGUCUCAACUUUGAGGGGUAUUACCAACCACAAAAUAUACUUCCAUCCUCCCCAUCAGAUUUGUGUUCACUGGAUCCACCCACAGAUCCUUUCAGCAGCCCGCUCUCGCACAGCCCGGCUGAUACAUGGACCACUGAAACACCAUACCUUGGCCCUCCCAGUCCAGGAAAUAACUUUACCAGUGAGGAUCUGCAGUUUUUCCCAGGUUUGAUUUCUUCCAAAAGUGACUCUGUUCCUCUGGAAUGUGAAACGAAGGAUAACUCCAAAGACAGAAACCUGCCCAACCCCAGUUUCAGUUUUUCAGCUCUUGGCAACUCUGACUUGGCUGCUAGAGAUCGUAUUAUAAAUAAAAAUCCAGGAAUGAGGCUGCCCAGAGAAGACCUCAAAUCUCAGCCCAUAUCGGUAGUUGGCAAGCCUCGUUUUUUUGGUGCAACGUCAUCUUCUGUUACACUUGAAACUCCUGCUGCUUUAGCCCAACACCCCUUAAACGUCAAGCCGAGCACCAGUCAGUCAAAAACCCAGCCCCAGUCUAACCUUAGGGCCCAGGGCCCCUUCCAUCGUGUAUCCAUUCCCAACAAACCCCAGCCUUUUGUAAGUAGUCAGCCAAACACAGUCAGAGUGCCCCAGAGUUGCUUAACAAAACCUGCCCCAGCACCUCAAAUGCCCAACAAAUUACUCUCUCCUCAACUUUUCACUGUGAGAACUCCCAAUCAUCCCGACAGCCCCUUCAAAUUCCACGAGAAAAACUCUACAGUUAUUCACAGGGUCUUAAAGUUUCAAGGGGGCAACCCGAGUCAGAAUUUAUAUAGUGCACCUGGUAGAGACACCAUGGCUGCUGGCAGCCCGACCGUCACAUCCAGAACACUUGGUCCGAAACAAGGUGAUCUCGAGAAGAAACUUGGCAUUAGUGCAGACAGUCAUCAUAAAGGCAGCAUCACGCUUCAGGGGUUUGGAAAAGAUGUCAGCCAUCUAGUUUCCCCGAACAACCCCAGCAGGUCCAGCCCUCAUUUCAACAAAACACACUCCUCUUUCCCUCAGUCUUUUAGUAAAAUUAAGAUGUCAUCUGACAAACAUGAAAGUGUCGACAUGACAUACAGAAACCAUUCAGUGCUGCAAAGACCCUUCUUUCCUACCAAAAUGUCUGACAGUUAUUCUUCACCUCAAGAAAAGAUUUUAAGGCAGGAUAAAUCCACCAUGCCGACUUCAGACAAGCACCAGCCAUGUUACACCCAGCAAGACCCUUUUGAUUUUAGUUUUGGCUCCUCUCUUUCGCCCAUUUCUCAGCACAACAGCCCCCAAGUGAACCACAGUACACCCCCUGGUACACCAGCACCAGCAAACAAGAGUCAGUCCUCAGCCUCUUUCCCUUACGGCUAUCAGGGUCCUCCAUACGUUCUAAACUUCAGUGGAGAUCAUUCGUUGACCCUGGGUCUCAGGGACGGGGCUGAGGGUUAUUCUGGAUUAGGCUCGACAAACUACACCUACCACUGCCUGAUGGAGCCUUCGGGCACCCAAGGGCGGCUGGUUCUCGAGCCCUGUGGACCUCAGCUUUCUAACCCAGCAUCUUUUUCCUUGGGCGGGUUUUCAGGGCUCAAAGGGCAGGACGACCAUUGCAGGAAGGACAUGCAGCAACAGUGUCAGCCUGGAGACCAUCAAGGGCCACCACACUAUGGACCUGCUACUACGUCUCACUCCAUGGGUCCUGCAAAACCCAAGAGAGUGAGGCUAGUGGUGACGGACGGCACAGUAGACUUAGAUCUCCAGUACUCAGAUUGAUUUAUACCCACCAGUGUCACCAAGUGUGGAUCCAAGAAUAUAUUUUGGGGGGGGGGGGGGAGUUUUGUAAACACUGUAAUUCAAAGUCUGCCAGUUAUGAAAUCCCGCUGACUGAUUGACACACAUUUUUCUAAAUCAUUAUUUUGGACUGUUAAUAUAUAAAUUACUUGUACAGGGUUUUCUGUACAGCGGCCGCGUUUUAACUACUGCGUGAUUUUGAAAUGAAAUAUCCACUACAAUUUGCCGAGAAUACCAAAUUAAGAAUGCGUAAAGAGAACAAAGCAUUAAUAUAUUUGUGACAAGGAGUUUGAACUAUAACGCCCUGUAAACAUAAAAAAAAACCCCUUUUACUGUACUGUAACAUAGCUGUAUGAAUUUUCUAUACCAUGUAUGGCAGUAGAGACAGGAGCACCAUUAUUGGUCGCUGGUACUUGUAUUGGUUUUAAAAGGCAGCUUUGUGCCUCAGUCUUUGAUAUGUUCUUGUGACUUUUUGAAGCACCUGUUUAAAAACAGUUCACCCUCGUUUUUUAUACUCACAGUAAGCUCUUUUCUCAUGUCGUGUGUGUAAAAUCUGCGUGCCAGAGUGUGCAUGCAGUUGGCAGGCAGGUCUCGAGGGAUCAAAGUAAAAGGUGUGUUAUGGUACCUGAUUGUGUGAUGGUUGCUCUACCAAAAUUUAGUAAGAUCGUUAGUCGUUGCAACAAUGAGCGGUUUGUGCAUGAACAGUAAGGUGAUUUCCUGCCGUGACACAAUAUAUAUUCUGAGUGAAGACAUACCUAUGUGAAUGAGUGAGUGAGUGGGAGAAACUGCAAUAUUGCUUCUUCAGGCCAGUUAAGGCAAAGUACAACAUGAGAACCUUUUUAAUGAGAUUGGAUGUUUUAAGAGAAACAUUGCGAUAUUUCCAUGUUACAUUAAGAAAAUUGACAAUCUUCUGACAGAGUAACUAACUUUUGUCACUUCUUGGCCUUUUAUUUUCAAAGGUGUUAAUGAUUAUUACAUGGAAAGAACAGAAAGAAAAUUUGUUCAUCGACAUCAAUGGUUACAGUCUCUGUUAUUUUGUUGUUGGAGCUACACAUUAAUAGGUGUUUAUAUUGUAAGCAGAGUUAUUUGCUGUUGGCUGCGCAGUCACAGCGAGCACUCCCCUCAUGUCAUGAUGUACUAUAUGUUAAACCCUUUUGACAUUGAUGGGGAGGAGUGUUGGGUGUGACUGCACAGCCAUUACAUUACUACCAUGAAAUGUACUGUCUUGAUAUGGAAAGGCCAAUUAUUUAUUUUAAUAUCCUCAUCCUUGAAAUGGUGCUUUAAUGUAAUUUAUAUUUCACAUUGAUUGUUCAAACUAUUAAAUGUUUUUUAUUAUUAUUUAAUGGGACAAAAUGCUGAGCUAAAUAUUUACAUUGAGAAUUUAAUUUCAGAGCCUUUUUGACAUGUUACCCAGUUUUUCAGUUGUUACAGGUAAAACUUUCUCUGUCUCUUUUCUAAUUGGCAGUUAGUCUUACUGAAAGUCUGCUGUAGAAAUGUACAAAUGUAGCCUAUAUAAUUAAAGACGCUUAAUUCUUUUUUUGUAUUUUC